AUUUGACCAAAAAUACAUCAAAAUGAGAACUUUUUUGUUGGACGGAGGGAGUACAAGUAAUCUAUUUGUUCUGAAAAUUUCUUUUUCUUUUUAUUUUUAUCCAUAAAAAAAGCUAUACUUUAUGUAAGAAGAAAGUAAAAUGCUUUUGAGAUAGAUAAAGAAAAAAGUGAAACUUUUUACAAGACAGAGAUUACUAUGAUAAAAGUUAAAACUAAAACACAGAACAUGUGCAUUCCGUGUCCUAAAAAAAAUCACACUCUUAAAAAUGUAUAUUUUUUUCUAUAUCAAUAUUUAAAUAAAAUAAUUUGAAAUUUUUUUUAAUUUAUAUUUGAAGAUUGUCUGUAAUUAUUUCACGAUAAAUGCCCACAAUUUUUUAAAAUAAAUAUUUGACAUAAUAAUUAUUGAUAGAAUAAGAAAUACGGAGUAUGAUUUACAGUAGUUCAUUUCUUCUAAUUACUCCGUAAAAAAAAGGCUUUGCCCGACCCGAAUCAAAUAGGCGGGGAAAAUCGGUUGCUAUUAUUUCGCCUGUACAUACCAGAUUAGCUAGCAUACCAAACAAGACGACAUUCCAUGACCACUUGACCAGGAGGAGCUCGUCAACUUCUCAGGACAUGGCGAACCCGACAAACAAUCCGAAUCCGACGGACGGGUCGGGCAAGAGAGUCCGGAAACCCUACACCAUAACCAAGUCCAGAGAGAGCUGGAGUGAUGAAGAACACGACAAGUUCCUUGAAGCUCUUCAUCUGUUUGAUCGUGACUGGAAGAAAAUUGAAGAUUUUGUGGGUUCAAAGACAGUGAUUCAGAUUCGGAGUCAUGCCCAAAAGUAUUUCUUGAAGGUCCAAAAAAACGGUACAACAGCACAUGUGCCCCCACCUCGGCCCAAGCGCAAAGCAUCUCAUCCUUAUCCCCAAAAAGCUUCAAAAAAUGUUUUAGUGCCACUGCAGGGGCCUGUGGCUAAUCCUCCUUUAGUGAUUCCUCUCGCACCUGUGUAUGACACUUCCCUGCUUGUAAACACUUCAACCAGUGGAAUCAUGUCACGAGAAGAUGAAUUUUACAGUCCUGUUGAUGAAGAUACUGGAGCAAAGGGAGCAGAAGUAGUCAGCAACAUCAAUGUUGAUGGAGUUGUGAGUUCUAGUAGAGUAGUGCCAAAACAGAGCGAGCUAGGUUCACGACUACAUGGAUUACCAGAUUUUGGAGAAGUGUACAAGUUCAUUGGAAGUAUGUUUGAUCCAGACACUAAAUGUCAAGAGCAGGAGCUCAAGGAGAUGGACCCUAUCAAUCUCGAAACAGUAUUAUUAUUGAUGAGGAAUCUAAGUAUCAACUUGUCUAGCCCCAACUUUGAGCCUAUUAGAAAGAUGUUAUCAUCAAAUGAUGUCAGUAUAAGAAGUUUAAGGGUCAGUGCGAGCAGCGUUGCCAAAAACUUGCACGACAUAUUAUGCUAAAUUACAUUCAUCUUAUAAUGUGAUGCUGCAUUUACUCUAGAGAGUGAUAUACACAUUGUGGUAAGUUCUCUCCAUUGUUAAUUUUGUUUAUAUAAAGACAAGAUAGAUGAGGACACUGUGGGUUACAACUUAACUGCGAAAUUAUAAUUAGUAAAUUCGCAUGGAUGUGUAACCCAUGUGGAGCAUUACUCUUCUUUUUUUUUACUGUCUGCUCUUGAGAGAUGGGCAAUUGUGAAAGUUCAUUUAGGGUCCGUUUAAAACUAGAAAAACGUUGGGAGAAGAAAAUAGAAAGGAAUGUAGAUGAAAUUUUGGUAGGAAAGAAAAGUUUCGGAGAGGCAAACAUGUUAACUCAACAAUUCAAAAUUAGAUGUCCCUUCGGGGACAUUCGAUAAUUUAAUAAUAGAUACUCCUUGUACGUUAAAACCGUUUUUAUUUAUUUCAAAUUUUCUCUUCCAUAUUAUCAAAGAUUAAUACUCCGUAUAUUUUUUUCUUAUAUACAGAGUGUGUGUGUGUGUAACAUGAUUACAUUUAUUUUCCCUUGUAUUUUUUUUCAACAGUAAUAUAUAUGCUGGAAUUCUCUGGCUACAUUCCCAAACAUUGAAAGCUAUAAUCUUUGAUGGAUUCCCGGAAUGGGGGACUUGCCAGAGUCUUCAUGGGGGUGUUCCGGGGCUGUUGCUCUGCCAGCGAGCGUACCUGGAAAUGUGUUCAAAUUCUUCAAUGGAUGAUGGGAAUGUGUGCCCGCCUUCAAUUUUGUGCAGCUCGUAUAUUCAUUUUGUGCGUGUUAGAAAAUAUGUGUGUAGCUUUGAUAGCCCAAUCUUGUGCAGUUUCUAAGGAUUGUUUAUUAUGGCAUACACACACCUUUUGAGGUAUUGGUAAUUAAUUGGCAUCAGCAUAUAUCAAUCAGAAGGUGAAUAUCUUAUAGGGUAUAAAAGGAUUAGAGGAUG
Messenger RNA from Cuscuta campestris, 2386 nucleotides. The record is from the annotation of a GenBank genome assembly. Lineage: Eukaryota; Viridiplantae; Streptophyta; Magnoliopsida; Solanales; Convolvulaceae.